AAGCUUUUAAUUUGACCUUCAUUAUUUAAAAAAAAUUAAAACUGAUUAUUUAAUACUUACAUAUUUUGCAAAUUAAAAGUGGCACAAAAUUUUCAAACUGCAACUCCAUACAAUCGAUAGGAUUGUACAUGCACUUGAGGUUUAAUGCUUACAGCUUCAUCGAGCGAAAGGUACAUACUUUAAAUAAUGUAAGAAAUGGGAUGGCAGAACCAUUUCACUUUGCGAAGGAGAUUUGAUGAACAAAACGAACUAUGGGUGUAAAUUUUUACUGAAAAUGAUAAAUUUUGAAAUACAUCAGAGCUGAAGUCAUUAUAAGCAGAUCACAAAAACAAAGUCCAGAAAAUCGAUUUUUCUAAAAUCGAUAUUUUCGUCAACUUGUAUGAAACGUGAAAUACAAAAAAGACAUGAUCAAUCUGGCCAAGCAGGAAAGGCUAAGAUCAAUAUUUCUAUUCACUUAUUCAGUACACAAUUGACACAAUAUCAAUAAUUCUAAGGCCAAUCGUAGAUCAUUGAAGUCUGCGGUCUACCAAAGGGGGAGCUCGAUAAAAAUCCUCUUUAAUUGGAGUUGCAGGAACCUCACAUGCCAGUCAAUAUUCUGGAGCAGGAAGCCUAAAUUUUCUCAGCUAGUCGCAAUUCUGAUUAGGUAAUGCACUUAAGCUCUGGUCAUUUGUAACCAAACCACUCCCUCCAGGCUGGGCCUGAGCUCACCUGCACAUUCUGAUAAAGCUGGAAUUGCAGACGGGACUUCAACUUAUUGAUCUUAAAAAUACACUAGUACGAUUAAUUUUCUCAAACCGAUUGGAUUUAAAAAAAAUCGAUUUUAUAUAAAAUAGUUUGUUAUCUCUAAAUCCAACUCAAAUAACAAAACAAAAUUUGAGGAUGCCAGGUGUUUGUGAUGAAAUUAUAGACGACAUAGAAGAUUUGAUAUCUUCCCAGGAUAUAACUCCUAAAGAACGUUAUGCUAGUAGGAAGAAUGUAAGCGUCCGAUCUAAAAAGAGGGAGAAAAAAGACCCCGAACAGAUUGAAAAGGUUAUAUUAGAGAGUGUUGUACCAGGCACUCAAACAAUAUAUGUAAAAACAUGGGGCUGUGCUCAUAACAACUCAGAUUCAGAGUACAUGGCCGGACUGCUGGCUGCUAAUGGCUACAAAUUGACAGAAGACAAAUGGGAUGCGCAACUUUGGUUGUUGAAUUCAUGUACUGUAAAGAGCCCGGCUGAGGAUCAUUUCAAGAAUGAAAUUGAGCUUGGUCAGAGUCGUGGCAUACAUGUUGUUGUAGCAGGCUGUGUACCGCAGGGCGCACCAAAAAGUGGCUACCUACAUGGACUCAGUAUAGUUGGUGUACAACAGAUUGACAGAAUUGUGGAGGUCGUGGAGGAGACUUUGAAAGGUCACACAGUCCGUCUGUUUGGUCAGAGGAAAACAAACGGUCGUAAAGCGGGUGGGGCUUCACUGCUCCUGCCCAAAGUGCGCAAAAAUCCUUUAGUCGAGAUCAUAGCCGUGAACACGGGCUGCCUGAACCAGUGCACAUACUGCAAGACCAAGCACGCCAGAGGAGAGCUGGGCAGCUACCCUCCGGAAGAGAUCGUGGAGAGAGCACGACAGUCGUUCACCGAGGGAGUUGUGGAGAUAUGGCUUACAAGCGAGGAUACAGGAACCUACGGUCGUGACAUAGGAACAUCUCUGCCUGCCCUGCUCGAUGCGCUAGUAUCAGUGAUACCGGACGGCACGAGGCUCCGUCUGGGCAUGACCAACCCUCCCUACAUCCUGGAACACCUGCCCGCUGUCGCGAGGAUCAUGAGGCACCCCAGGGUCUACAAGUUUCUCCACGUCCCUGUGCAGUCGGCCAGUGACCAGGUACUGUCCGACAUGAAGAGGGAAUACACGCGAGCCGACUUCGAACACGUGGUCGACUAUCUCAGGAAAGAAGUCCCCGGCAUCACGAUAGCCACAGACAUCAUCUGCGGCUUCCCCACUGAGACCGAAGCUGACUUCGAGGAGACCAUGCAGCUCUGCAGAAAGUACAAGUUCCCUUCGUUGUUCAUCAACCAGUUCUUCCCGAGACCCGGGACGCCGGCUGCCAAGAUGACCAGGGUACCUGGUCAAGAAGUAAAGAAACGCACAAAAUUACUGUCGGACUUCUUCAGGUCGUACGAACCUUACGGUCACAAGGUGGGGGAGACGCAGGAGGUGCUAGUGACCGACGUGUCGCACGACAAGAACUACUUUGUCGGCCACAACGAGUUCUACGAGCAAGUACUGAUACCUAAGGAGGAGAAGUACAUGGGGAAAUUAGUUACAGUAAAGAUUACGAGCGCCAGUAAAUUCUCUAUGAUGGGUCAGCCCAUAGACAAACCUAAGAUGGCGGGCUUGACGGUGCCUUUGAAGAAAGGAGAGCUUUCCGGUGUCUAUGGUUUGAAAAGGGAAAAUAAAAUACCUAUCCCUAUACUUGUGCUGUUGAUGGUUGUCUUAGCUAGAUUUAUAUGGAUGUUUUUUAUAGUUUAAUUUUAAUAAACAAUUUUAAGCAAA
Bombyx mori (domestic silkworm) is the source of this 2526-nucleotide messenger RNA. Its product is annotated as threonylcarbamoyladenosine tRNA methylthiotransferase. Lineage: Eukaryota; Metazoa; Arthropoda; Insecta; Lepidoptera; Bombycidae. The coding region runs from base 880 to 2502 and encodes 540 amino acids. Gene Ontology annotation, cellular component: endoplasmic reticulum. The record is from RefSeq and is a predicted model, not a curated record. Gene Ontology annotation, molecular function: tRNA (N(6)-L-threonylcarbamoyladenosine(37)-C(2))-methylthiotransferase activity; 4 iron, 4 sulfur cluster binding. Gene Ontology annotation, biological process: tRNA methylthiolation. The transcript has 10 exons.